Messenger RNA from Tetrahymena thermophila SB210, 777 nucleotides. RefSeq lists its product as hypothetical. Lineage: Eukaryota; Ciliophora; Oligohymenophorea; Hymenostomatida; Tetrahymenidae. The transcript has a single exon. The record is from RefSeq and is a predicted model, not a curated record.
AUGGAUAGCUAGUAGGAUAUUUUGACUUAACUUUGUUGCAUAAAUUGUUAAAAAGUGAGCUAAUCUCCAAAUAUUACAACUUGUUGCAAUUCAGUUGUUUGCUUUGACUGUAAACCUAUUGUUUAAACUAAAUCUUGCUAAGUUUGUGGAUCAAGAAAUUAUUCAAUUUAAGUUAACUCAUUUUUGAGCAAACUUUCAAGCUAAAUUAAAAUGUAAUGCUAAUACAAUUGCGGAUAUAGCGAUAAUCUUAAAUUACUUGCGAUACAUGAGCUUAGUUGCUAGCUAAAAAAGUAUGAGUGCAACUUAUGUAACUUUAAAUCAUAAGGUGAUGAAUUUUUAUGUCAUAUUAACUCCGAUCAUCAAAAAGAAAUAAUAUAGAGCUUUUCUAAGGGUGGUAAUGCACCAAAAUAAAGCAGCUUAGACAUUGAUCCAACGAAAGUUUAAAUUAACAAAAAUAAUUUUGAAUCCAGAGUUGGAACAAGUGGUAAAUAUUAUUGUGGAAAAAGCAUAGGAUUUCAUUGUGGGUGCUGUUCAGGGUGUGGUCCUCAUGAUGGAGACAAUUGUCUACCUUGUAUGAUACUGGAUGUUUCAAUAAGAAAUCUUCCAAAAGGAUAUUUAGUAAAUAAAUAUGGAGCUAAUUCAAUUUUAAAAGAUAAAGUGUUCUCAUGUGGAAGAUUAAUAGCAAAAAAAAGAUGUGGAGAAAAUUAUUAUUGGUGCGAUGGUUGCGAUUCUUUAACUAGAAAUGCUAAGAAUUAUUAUGAGGCUUUUUCUAAGUGA